CGCAUUUAAAUCGUUCGUGGGGCCACUGCGGCGACGGUUCUGUGCCGCGCUUCUACACAGUUCUGCUGAGUUCGUGCUGGUGGUGGCGUUUCCUGAGGCGCACGGGCUCGAGCGGUGUGUGCAAGCCAUGGCGAGUGCCGACUGCAGCUACAGUGAUGACCAGGAAAGUGUCAGUUCCGGCUCAGAUGUGGAGGCAACAAAAAGCAGUUCUCCAAAGAAACAAAAGUACAAGUGCCCCCUGUGUCCCAAGGCAUUGGGUACAGCCCGAGACCUUGGCAUCCACGUGCGCCGUCACGAGCAGUGCAAGCCGUACGCCUGCAAGGAUUGCGACAAGGCCUUCUGCACGCCAUUCGAGCUGGACCAGCACGCGCGCUCGCACACGCUGGAGCAGCCCUACAAGUGCCGCUUGUGCCCGCGCACAUUUGGGACGGCGGCCACACUGCGCAAUCAUGCCGCCACACAUCGCACGGCAGACUCGGUGACGUACCGCUGCCGCGCGAGCCCCGCAUGCCCUGCAACUUUCCGGCGCGUCGCCACGCGAAGUGCACACGAGCGAACGCACUGCACCGACUGCGUGUACCGAUGCGAGACAUGCGAACGAAACUUUCCGCAGAAGUACAACUUGCAACGCCAUCUGAGGCUGCACGACGGCAACGAGCUCCACUGCUGUCCCACGUGCAAACGCCUGUUUUACAACAAGGAGCUCCUGGACGUGCACACCAAGAGCUGUGGCGACUUCUGCAGGUGCAGUGUUUGCGGGAGGAGAUUUCGAGAGGAGGCUCAGCUGGCGGCUCAUGUCGCCAGCCAACACGAUGGCUCGACGCCUGAGCUGUCGGAAGAAAACCGGGAUGCCGUGGCCCAUGUGUCUGAGUGGUCACCCGAGAAGGUACGGGUGGAUGACUGCUCGAGCAGCGAAGGUGAAAGCAGCGAUUCAACUGCCCUGCCCAGCACUGCCCCCCAAAAAACGAGGACUGACUGGUCUGUUCGCCUGCGAUCGUGUAGAAAUAAGAAUGCCUCCAACAGUCGUGGGAGGCCCCGCCGGCGUAGCUGCAAGAACGGCACGCCACCUUCACAACAGCCGCGACCGAGUGACACGCGGGAUUAUCCUUCGCCACCACUCAAGCACACCACCAGGGAACGAGGCACAGGCGAGGCGAGCGUGGGCACCGGCGAGGCUACAGACAACGUCUAUAAGAGAAGCAGCCCAGUCUAUCGGUGCCCAAAUUGUGAUGAACGAUUUCUCAAGUGGGAUGUCUUGAAGACCCAUGCAAUGCUUGAACACGAGCUGGUUCUCUCGUGGUUGACGUUCCGGUUUGUAUGCCACAUCUGUGACAAGGCCUUCAAGCAAAACAGCAACUUGAAGACCCACUUAAAGUCGCAUGACCGCGUGGUCAUGUUUGUGUGCGACAUCUGCGGCCUGGGGUUCACCUUGAAACAUCACUACAAACGGCACAGGGCAAACAAGCACUACGAAGACUAAGUGUGACACCAAUCAACUGGGCAUGCGAGGCUGUCACAGCACGUCAGUUUUUUUAGAGAGCUUGUAGUACUGAAGCUUUAAUUUUGACUUGUCAAAUGAUUUUUAUUAUUUAACUUGUACCAUAUACUAUAAAUGAUUUGUUUGAAUGAAAAUAAACUUCGGCACUGUGUUCCUGCAACAA
Molecule: messenger RNA, 1661 nt
Organism: Dermacentor albipictus
Lineage: Eukaryota; Metazoa; Arthropoda; Arachnida; Ixodida; Ixodidae
Product: zinc finger protein 888-like
Biological process (GO): regulation of transcription by RNA polymerase II
Cellular component (GO): nucleus
Molecular function (GO): RNA polymerase II cis-regulatory region sequence-specific DNA binding; DNA-binding transcription activator activity, RNA polymerase II-specific
Source: RefSeq, a predicted model, not a curated record